GUUAGGCCGAAAACUAGCAAAUAAGUGCAAAGGCUUGCCACUAGCUGCGAAGACUCUCGGUAGGCACAUGCGUGGCAAGAGAAGUAAAGAAGAGUGGGAGAGGGUUUUGUACAAUAAUUUGUGGGAAGUAGAAGAUAUUGAAAAAGGUCUUUUGGGACCAUUGUUGUUGAGUUAUAAUGAGUUGUCCUUGUCAGAGAAACAAUGUUUCUUAUAUUGUGUUGUCUUCAAGAAAGAUCAUCAAUUCGAUAGACUUGAGUUAAUCAUCCAUUGGAUGGCACAAGGAUAUAUCAACUUAAAAGGAAAUACGGAGAUGGAAGAUACAGCAGAAGAGUACUUUCAAAAAUUAGCUAUGUGUUCUUUUUUCCAAGAUUUUAAAAAAGAUGAGAAUGAUGGUAGAAUAACAAGUUGCAAAAUGCAUGAUAUUGUGCAUGACUUUGCAUAGUCAAUGACAAAAGAAGUAUGCUUCACAAUCAAAGGUAAUGAAGAGGUUAAGAGAAACUUUAAAAGGGCUCGACAGUUGUUAUUAAUAGUUGAAGAAACAUUUCUUGAGUCUAUCUAUGAAGCGAAAAAUCUACGCACUCUCUUUCUUCUUUCUCAUGAAAGGGACUAUGAGUUUAACAUGCACCUAUCCAACUCAUGCCAUCAUUUUAGAUGUUUACGAACAUUAAUUUUGGAUUGCCCAUUUACGAAACUCCCGGAUGCGGUGAAAAAUUUGAUACAUUUAAGGUGUCUCCAUAUGUGUCGGAAUGUUAAAAUAGAAGAAUUGCCUGAAACCUUAUGUAAUCUUUGUAAUUUGCAAACUUUGAAUAUUGAUAAUGGUGAAUAUUUCAAGAAAUUACCACAAGGGAUUGGUAAACUAAUUAAUUUAAGACAACUUAGAUUUCAUACAAAUCAUCGCUGGUACAAACUAAAAUUUCCAAAUGGGAUUGGGAAAUUGACUUGUCUUAGAACAUUAAGUGUUUUCAACAUAGGUGUUAAGGAUGAUAAAGAAGGAUGUAAACUUGGAGAAUUAAAAAAUUUGAACCAACUUCGAGGGAGCUUUAAAAUGCAUGGGUUGGGAAAUGUGGUAGAUGUAGGGGAGGCCCAGAAUGCACGGUUGAAGAAGAAGAUACAUCUCCACGAUUUGGAACUAGAUUUUUACGUUGAAGAUCAAUUCCAAGAGAAAGGGGAAGAGAGUAGAAGAAGAAUAGAGAGUGAUUUAGCAGUUUUGAAUGCCUUAGAACCACCUUCACACUUGGAAAAAUUAUCAAUUAAGAGCUUCAUUGGCACCACAGUGUAUACUAAUUGGAUGACGUCCUUGACCAAUUUGAAAAGUCUUCAUAUCGAUGGGUGCUGGCAGUGGCAGCUAGAGUGUUUGCCACCUUUGGGGAAGUUGCAGGAAUUAAACAUUCUUGGCUGUUCAAUUCUCGAGCAACGUUGUGAAAGAGAGAUAGGAGAUUACUGGCCCAUUAUUUCUCACAUCCCAACAAUCAACAUGUCGUAAAGUAACGAUCAACCCCAGUUUGGUUCAAACAAUCUAUCAGAGUAUGAGGAGGAUGGGGCUGAGGAUGAGGCGGAUGAACAAGUGGAAGUAGACAUUGAUGAGGGGGAUUCGGGAAGAGGACUAAUACAUAUUAUGAGAUUGGGUUGUAAGAGCAAGCAAGGGGUCAUGAAUUUUAGCUACAAGUAGAGUUUUUUUGAAUGAUGAUACUGAUAGAGAAGAGGAAUAUAAAGCCUCUUUUUUAAAGCUUGGGGUGACCUUAAAUCUCCCUUUUGCAACAUUAUAUUUACUCUUACGUUAGAGCCAAAAGGGUCAAUUCCUCCCCAGCCUCACAGUGCAGUGAAAUCAAUUUAAAUGGUGAAAGAGCUUGAUGUAAAGAUGAUUUUGACAUCAUAACGACCACAUCCAGUACCUGCAAUACUGUUCAUGUUGCAGUUGAAAAUCAUAUCAACUUUGGGAUUUGUGCUUUAAUGAUGAUAGUGUUUGACACAAAUUUGAAAUUGGAUGUCAAAAGAAUGGAUGAUCCAAAUGGUGUUGACUAAAGAGGCCUUUGCGCUCACAUGAGGAGGAUACGGAACUUUUGUUCUUGAAAUACAUUUUCUUUGACACCAAAGGUUUGGAGAUUAAUCAGAUCAACUUGUCUAUUCAUUCGUAAAUCCAGAUCUAAUUGUACACUAUUGCGUCUUCUUUUGCCCAUAUCUGGAAUUGAAAAUUAUUACCAUCUCAUGUUCACUCAGGUUUGCAUAAUUAAAGGAUGCAGAACCCAGAAAAUGGCUUCUAUGAUUUUUGAGGAAAUUAAGAGGGGAGGGCUUACAGUUGAGUUAGAAAUACCGAAGACAAUUGAUAAUGGCAUUCCAGUACUCCUCAAGGCAUG
Molecule: messenger RNA, 2354 nt
Organism: Quercus lobata
Lineage: Eukaryota; Viridiplantae; Streptophyta; Magnoliopsida; Fagales; Fagaceae
Product: putative disease resistance protein RGA3
Exons: 7
Coding region: 446-1483 (345 amino acids)
Source: RefSeq, a predicted model, not a curated record